Messenger RNA from Agrilus planipennis (emerald ash borer), 1643 nucleotides. Its product is annotated as E3 ubiquitin-protein ligase ZNF598-like. Gene Ontology annotation, molecular function: ribosome binding; ubiquitin protein ligase activity. Bases 91 to 1257 code for a protein of 388 amino acids. Lineage: Eukaryota; Metazoa; Arthropoda; Insecta; Coleoptera; Buprestidae. The transcript has 2 exons. Gene Ontology annotation, biological process: protein ubiquitination; rescue of stalled cytosolic ribosome. The record is from RefSeq and is a predicted model, not a curated record.
GCUCCUGCACCUACUCUACCUCCAAACAGCCUUAAUGACUUCCCUAUUUUAAAUAAAUCAGACAAGGGCAGAAAAACCGCCAGCGUUACUAUGCCAAUAUCAAAUACUUGGGUGAAUUUGAAUAAUUAUAAUAAUCAAGUAAAAAGCAAUAAAACUAAUAAUAAAAAUAGUAGUACUGAAGGAGAUGGGAGUAAUGAAGUACCUGAAAGUGAAAUGAAACAACAAAAAAGUGAGAAAAAGAGUGGAAAUAAAAGUUCUAAUAAAAAUAAUGGGAGAAGUAGCAGUUCAAAAAGCAUAAUCCUUAAAAGUUCUAACAUAAAUAGUAAAAGUAGAGACGAUAAAAAUGAUAAUCAAUUCGCUAAUGGUAAUAGUAUUGACGAUUCGAAAAAUAAAAAUAAAAAAAAGAAAGGAAAAGUAGUAGAUGAAAUAAACACUGAUAAUGAUAAGAAAGGCAUGCCUAAUGAUAAUUGCACUAACACAACUCAGGAUUCUAAAAGCAAUAAUAGAAUAAAUAAGGUCGAAACUAAGAAAGACAUCGAAGAAUCAACUACAACAAAACAAGAAGUCUUGACAAAAAAUGGAAUCGUUAAAAAGCGAUCUGAACUAAAAAUAGACAGUUUAGAAAACAACGAUGCUGAAGACAACUUUCCAGUUCUUGGUAAACCUAAACCUCCCCCGGGCUUUAAAGUUAAACCUCCGCCAGGUUUUAGUAACUUUGACUCCCUCAUGAACAGUAUAUCAUUAUACGAGAGUAUGUCAAGUUCUCCAACACCAAACGAUUUAACAUUUACAAACAGCUCUGGCCAAUCCUAUCCUAUCCUUCCUUCUAAUAAAGUGUUCUUGCCGCCCCCUGAUUUCCAGUUUCGGAAUCGUGUUCUUUUCGAAAAAUUCAUGUACACCCUAAAAGACAAUGACACUAUUCAGCAGUUCAAAAUAUUGUCUGAAUUGUUUCGAAGUGGAUCCAUUUCAGCCUCCAACUAUUAUGAGCACUGCCAAAAAAUGAUGGGCAACGAUUUCAAGGAGAUUUUCCCAGAACUUUUAGCCUUAUUACCUGACAUUGACAAACAACAGGAACUGUAUAAGGAACAUGCGCGAAAUGGAUCUACUUCCGGAUUAGAUGUUUGCGCAAACUGUCAACAGGUUGUGUUGGCCAAUGAAUUACGCCAACAUUUGGCAAAUCAUACGUUGGAAAACCACUUUCCACUUCUGGAAAGUCCCGCUAACAACAGCGAUAACGUUUGGAACCGAAAUAAGUAAAAACGAAGCAAUUUAUACAUAAUAGUAAUACCAAAACUGGUCGCCUUACUUUUAUAUGAAUAGAUAUCUUUUUACGAUUUUUCUUUGUUGUUUCUCAAAGAGUAUUUUUAUACUAAAUGUUUUUUGUUUUAAUUAAUUACCAAUGAUGGAUAUCGUUGUUUUUGUUUACAAUACUCGUUUCAAGCCACUUCUUUCUGUAGAGAAUAAUGAAUUAUUGCGAUACUUAAUAGUUCAGUACGUAAUAAUAAAAUAUCUUAAUCAGCGUCUAACCUUUUAUUUUAUCUGCAUUUGUUUGUUUAUCUGGAAUAAAUAAUUUAUAUGAUUGGUUUUUUUAUACGUAAGUAUCCCACCAUUAUUUCAGGAUCAUUACAAGUAUUAAAAAAUUG